This is a messenger RNA of Vespula vulgaris, 1039 nucleotides long. RefSeq lists its product as uncharacterized. NCBI's taxonomy places the organism in Eukaryota, Metazoa, Arthropoda, Insecta, Hymenoptera, Vespidae. Bases 1 to 834 code for a protein of 277 amino acids. The record is from RefSeq and is a predicted model, not a curated record. The transcript has 3 exons.
AUGGCGAGCAAAUCAGUGACGAUAUUGUGCUUUCUUUUGGCGUGUCAGAGUAUGGCACUGCCGACAAGCGAGAAGACAACCGGAAGUGAGAACGAUCUAAUGGCAACGAUAUACAAUGACUGUCUUAAGAAAGAAUCAAUAAGUUGUAUAAAGUACAAGGUCUUCGCUUACGUCGACAAGAUGCUGGCUGAUAAGGAGGAUAUCAUGUUAUCGGAGGGCAUCACGGUCGUAAAGACCUCCAACGCAGAGGAAGGAGCACCGAGAUCGAUCGAAUCGACGGAUCUGGAUACUCUCCUGUUCGACAGACUCGGUAGGUUCUUGAGGACACAUUCGGUCAAAGUUGACCUAAAGGGCAGCGAUAUUUUGGGCGUCCUGGAGUCUGCUGGUCGAAAUCUCGAAGAUUACAGUGACAAUGCUGUGGAGGGUCGCGGCAAAAAAAAGAAAGCGCAGAAAAUCCUUGGGCCGAUUCUCAUGGCGAUGGCUUUUAAAGCUGCGGCUCUGUUGCCUCUUGCACUUGGUGCAAUAGCUUUGAUCGCAGGUAAAGCCCUUCUAGUCGGUAAAAUCGCUCUUGUGAUCUCCGCUAUAAUCGGUCUGAAGAAGCUGCUAAGCUCGCAACAGAAGCACGUGACGUACGAAGUAGUAGCGCAUCCUCAUCAUAGCAGCAGCCACGUUGUCAGUCACGAUGACGGUGGACACGGUGGAUAUGGUGGUGGUGGUGGUGCCGGUGACUACGGUGGUUACUCGGGUGGCAGUGGACAUGGAUGGGCUAGGAGUCUUCCGCAAGAUGCUCACGAAAUUGCUUAUCGUGCUCAUCAACCUCAACCACAUGCUUGAAUCUCAUCGGAGAAACUUUUCUUCCUUUUUUCUUUGCUUUCGUUUCUUUGUUUCUUUAUGAUUUUUUCAGGGAUUCGAUUUUUGCCACGAAUGUUUGCCAUUCCUUUCAUUAUCCUUCUCGAUUUCGAUCUCUUUUAUUUAAGAAUUUCCUUACUCUCUCCUUUUCUUAUACUGUCCGUUUUUAUUCUUCUCCUAUCUUAUUCUC